GGUCUUAGUUUGGUUCAGAAUUCAUCAAUCUCCCGAACCCUUGCCCGCCGAGUUGCAGUCCUUCACGUAGGUCUUGCUCUUCCAAAGUCGCCAUUACGCAAUAAAGGCUUCUGGUGAGCUCUUCCAGUUAGUUUGUGAGCUGUAGCGUGGGCGGGGAACUCUUCCCGCAUGUAAAUUACUCACUUAUUCACUGAUGAAGAUGUGAGAAAGCAAUAUCGUGUUUGGGACUGAAGAUGGGAAGUGACUCCACGAACCCUAAGCGGUUACCUCUCAAUCCCAACUGGGCUCAGCUGCAACAAAAACUGAAAAGCGACGCGCCAAAGCCAUUUAAACCUUCAGUUGAUUCGGACAGAAAAACCCAAGAAAGCGUAUUAGGGAAACGUAAAGAGAGAGGGGAUGCCGAACCCACUUCUCAGAAGUCUAUUCUCACUCCAGUCACGAAUGAUUGCAGCUUAACAGAUGCUUUGGCCAUGGAUUGUGAAAUGGUUGGGGUCAGUUCUGAAGGAAAUAAAAGUGCUCUUGGACGGGUGACAUUGGUGAAUACAUGGGGGAAUAUUGUAUAUGAUGAGUAUGUUCGUCCAGUAGAGCGUGUAGUUGACUUUCGCACUCAAAUAAGUGGGAUUCGACCCUGUGACUUGAGGAAAGCAAAGGACUUCCAGUCUGUUCAAAACAAAGUGGCUGAGUUGAUUAAUGGAAGAAUCCUUGUGGGCCACGCCUUGCGUAACGAUCUUAAGGCAUUGUUGUUAAGUCAUCGAAAGAAGGAUAUACGGGAUACCUCAGAAUAUCGACCCUUUCUAAACAGGGAAGAAGGGCGUAAAAGGUCGCUUCGUGAUCUUGCAUCGGAGCUUCUUGGAAUUAAGAUUCAAAAUGGGGAGCACUGUUCUAUUGAAGAUGCUAGAGCAGCAAUGCUAAUUUAUCAGAAAAACAAAAAGGAAUGGGAGAAGAGUAUUAAAGAGCACCUUAGUUUCAAGAAAAAGAUGCUGAAGCGCAAGCACAAAAAAAAGCCGAAGACUAAUCUCAACCAAUCUGUAGUAACAUUAUAGCGUGAAUUUCAAGAAAAAGUUAACACUUCUUUUUAGCUUCAACGGCAACUCACAUUCACUUCAUGAGGAAUAUUAACAGCACUGCUUUAAGAAUUUCAGGGGAGUAGUGGAGGAUGCUCUGCUCUGCUCUGCGUAGACCUGAUUCCAGUCCAGGUUGUCCAGGAACUUGAAACCACCCAUUUAAUGGAUUAAGUUUUGUUUAUCUACUGUCCUCAUUACAAUCCAGACAAUCUGGUCCUAUGUUUUUUAUUGGAUGGUUUAAAAUGGAAGAAAAUUUAUAGCAGACAUGGGCUGGGGAAUUUGUAAGUUUUUGAUUGAUCUAACCAAUGAAGAUUUAAAACAGUCUUUGAUUGGUCUUA
Molecule: messenger RNA, 1402 nt
Organism: Macadamia integrifolia
Lineage: Eukaryota; Viridiplantae; Streptophyta; Magnoliopsida; Proteales; Proteaceae
Product: RNA exonuclease 4
Exons: 9
Coding region: 234-1043 (269 amino acids)
Biological process (GO): rRNA processing
Cellular component (GO): nucleus
Molecular function (GO): nucleic acid binding; 3'-5' exonuclease activity
Source: RefSeq, a predicted model, not a curated record